Messenger RNA from Nothoprocta perdicaria, 1860 nucleotides. It is a transcript of the gene PRKAB2, whose product is annotated as protein kinase AMP-activated non-catalytic subunit beta 2. Gene Ontology annotation, biological process: signal transduction. The transcript has 7 exons. The coding region runs from base 442 to 1266 and encodes 274 amino acids. Lineage: Eukaryota; Metazoa; Chordata; Aves; Tinamiformes; Tinamidae. Gene Ontology annotation, cellular component: nucleotide-activated protein kinase complex; cytoplasm; nucleus. The record is from RefSeq and is a predicted model, not a curated record. Gene Ontology annotation, molecular function: protein kinase binding.
CUCGCUCCCUGCCUCUUCUCCUGCUGGAAGCAGAAAUUUGGUCCGCAGAGCCUGUUGAGACCGUUGUGAAAGGGGCUCUGUUUAUGCUAGGCAAUUGAUUUGUCAGCAAAAGUUGGCUUUAUUUUUUCCCACCAGCCCCUCUAGCCCGCUGGCUGUUGAGAGUUGUGUAGGACGCAGUGCAGUUCGUGUAUUUUUUUAAGACUAUAACAAUUACCAGAUUAACUGAAGCAAUGGCUCUCAAAGAUACGGCUAUAAUUAGGUCAGGCUGUCUUGUUUGCUAAACUCCCCUGCAUGGCAGCGGGGCUGAACUUUGGGCCUUUUUUUAGGAUUGCUGUCAGCCUCGCGGGGCGAAGGACACUGGGCAGCGAGCGGCGCUUUGCUGCCUCUCCGCAGGAGUGACGCCGUCAUCCCGCCGUGCCCGGCGCGGCGUGCCGAGCUGCCAUGGGGAACACCACGAGCGAGCGGCUCUCCGGCGAGCGCCACGGCUCCAAGUCGCACCGCUCGGACGGCUCCAGCGCUGCCCACUCCGCCAAGGAGCACCCGCACAAGAUCAUGGUGGGCAGCACCGACGACCCCACUGUUUUCAGCUCCCAUGACUCCAAGGUUCCUGGGGACAAGGAGUUCGUAUCCUGGCAGCCGGACCUGGAAGAGGCAGUGAAACCAUCCCAGCAAGCUCGUCCCACUGUCAUCCGCUGGGCCGAUGGGGGCAAAGAGGUCUUCAUCUCUGGGUCCUUCAACAACUGGAGUGCCAAGAUCCCACUUAUCAAGAGCCACAAUGACUUUGUUGCUAUCCUCGACCUCCCUGAAGGAGAGCACCAGUACAAAUUUUUCGUGGAUGGCCAGUGGGUCCAUGAUCCUUCUGAGCCCGUAGUCACCAGCCAAAUGGGGACAAUUAACAACCUGAUUCACGUCAAGAAGUCAGACUUCGAGGUGUUCGAUGCCUUGAAGGUGGAUUCUCUGGAGAGCUCAGAACCCUCAGGUCGGGACCUGUCGAGCUCGCCGCCUGGGCCUUACGGCCAAGAGAUGUACGUCUACCGGGCCGAGGAGCGCUUCAAAUCCCCACCCAUCCUGCCACCUCAUCUCCUCCAGGUCAUCCUCAACAAAGACACCAACAUCUCGUGCGACCCAGCUCUGCUGCCUGAACCCAACCACGUCAUGCUCAACCACCUCUAUGCACUCUCUAUCAAGGACGGCGUCAUGGUGCUCAGCGCCACGCACCGCUACAAGAAGAAGUACGUCACCACGCUGCUCUACAAGCCCAUCUGAGCUGGCGCCGCGCGGGACACGACACACCGCUUGCUGGGCACGUGCUGGGCCACAGGACUGCGUGAGAACUGGCUGCAGGCUCCAGCCUCGCACGUGGCAGGGACACAAGCCCCAGCGAUGAGCCGGGCCUGUGACACUGUCCCAUCCUACUGGCGUGGUUUGAUUUAACCCUUGGUUUCCACCCAUCUACAGCUCUUCUGGCUUCUGGAAGUCCCCAGGGGCCACUUUGCUGCUCACCAAAAUCACCACCCCAGCUCCCCACACAGAAAGGGCUUCCCCCUACCCCUCUUCCUGAGCCUGCAGGGGCCCUGGGGCUGCCUUGGCACUGCCCUGCUGUUGCUGUGCUGCUCUGUUGCCGUCCCUCCAAGGCUGCCUUGGGCCCUAGGGGUUCUGCCAUGCAUCCCCCGAGUCCCUCAACCUUGGCUUUCAGACAUCCCCUUCGCGGUGCUCCCAGCUUUGUGGAGAACUCUCACCUCUGUCCGCGUGGCUGCCAGCGGCACCAGCCCCGUGGUUCAGCUUGGAGCAGGGAGGGAGGGUGCUGCUGGAUGCAGCCACGCUUGCCCUGCUGUCAGCACGGGCCCGAGGGGGCCCUGU